GGUUGAAAAUCUCAAAAAGUUUAAGAGUGGUGAUGAUUGUCCUACGUUGGUUUGUACGAACGUGGCUGCUAGGGGAGACUUUGAUGUAGAUCAUGUUGUGAUGUUGUUUGACUUCCCCUUGAAUUAUAUUGACUACCUUCAUCGCACAGGUAGUAUUGCUCGUAUGGGUGCAAAAGGGAAGGUAACAAGUUUAGUUGCUAAAAGGGACUUGGACUUGGCCAGCAAAAUAAAGGAAGCAAUAAGGAACAAUGAGAGUUUGGAGGCUAUCACAAAAGAAAGUGUUCGAAGGGACACUACAAGGACCCAAAUCACAGAGCAGAAGGGAAAGGAUAGAAAAAUGGUUCAAGUUUCAAAAGUCAAGGGCAAAUUUGGUAGUCAUUCCAGAUCUGGAAAUAAUGGAUCAGGUAUAAAAUCUGGCAAAGCUUCACCAGUCAAAUCUACGAAAAAAGGGAUUAACGUUUCAAAAUCUGGGAAAUCUUCUAGGGCAAGUAGCACCAUUAGAAAAGGUUCUUCAGAUAAGAUCCAUGAAAAAUAG
Molecule: messenger RNA, 535 nt
Organism: Vigna umbellata (rice bean)
Lineage: Eukaryota; Viridiplantae; Streptophyta; Magnoliopsida; Fabales; Fabaceae
Source: RefSeq, a predicted model, not a curated record